Cutaneotrichosporon cavernicola is the source of this 4284-nucleotide messenger RNA. RefSeq lists its product as uncharacterized. NCBI's taxonomy places the organism in Eukaryota, Fungi, Basidiomycota, Tremellomycetes, Trichosporonales, Trichosporonaceae. Gene Ontology annotation, biological process: carbohydrate metabolic process; sterol metabolic process. The record is from RefSeq and is a predicted model, not a curated record. Bases 1 to 4284 code for a protein of 1427 amino acids. Gene Ontology annotation, molecular function: hexosyltransferase activity; UDP-glycosyltransferase activity. The transcript has 2 exons.
AUGUCGGCGCUCAAGAAGCUGUCCGCAAACCUGUGCCCCCGCGGCUCCGGCUCGCUCCCUGACUCCGGGUCCGAUCCUGCGACCACGCCUUCGGCCACCGAGUCACCUACAUCCCCGGCGGCCAGCAUCGCCACCUCAUCCACCAGUGGAAAGGCCUACAAGCGCCUGCAACGACUCACCCAAUGCCCCACCAAGAAGUAUUCACCCAUCCGCAAACCCUCCGUCUCCGACGACUCUUUUGAAGCACUUGCUGGCACCGCGUCGGCCUGCCAGCUGUUUUGUAUGUUUGAGGCUAUUGCUACGGGAUGUGCGCGUGGCAAGGUCCAUCUCCCAGAUGACGAGGACGAGGACGACAUCACCGUCGACAUCCAAGUCGACAACGACGAUGAAGGGUCUGAAGUGCAGCAAGGGAUUGCGUUGGGCGAGGGUCCUCCUGACGAGUUCCACGACGCCAUUUCGUGCGCUCCAGACGACAAGGAGAGAGUGGAGACACCGAACCACGUCGCCGACUGGCUUCGGGCUGAGAGAGAGGACGCCGGCGCAAAGUUGACCGCGCUGUCAAUGAACACUCUCAAUUUGCCUUAUGCCGACUCGGGCUCGCGGCCCGGCGCCCUUAGACGCCCAUCGUACCGUCCCAACCACCUGUACGAGACGGACGAUGAGAGUAUCAGCACAGCUCCCACAAGCGAGACGCCAACAAGCUCGACUGAGCCGUCCACACCCACAACCAUGACCUCUGCGCCCGAUAAGGAGGUCGAGAUUAACCGGUUCAGCCGGAACGAGUACAACGAGGCCGAGAAGCUGCAGGCCAUCGUCGACGAGUUCGGCGACAUUGCCGAUAAGAUGGUCGACGCCGACGGCGUCAGUGAGCCCGAGCACAUCCUGGCUGAAAGCCAGGGCACCCUCUUCAAGGGCGUCAUGAUGAUCGGCAACCUGCACCUCACCACCCACCGGCUUCUCUUCCACGCACUGCUUCCGCCAGACUCGGCAUUCAUGGCCUCGAACGUGUCAGACCCGAUGGACGUCAGCGGCGCGCACUCCAACAUCAUCCGCGCAGGCCCUGUCACCGUCCACCACUCGAGCAUCUACAAGCCCAAGCAGCGAGUGUGGAUGGAGCUCUCACCGGAGAUGAUCACGACCUACCCGGCAGGCGAUGAGAAGAGCCGUGUGCGCCCGAUCUUUUCAAUUCUCCUCUCGACGGUGCUGCGCCUGGGUCCGCUCGACGACAAUCACCCCACCGACUUUGUCUUCGUGUACGACUCGACCAACGGCGAGCGUACAACCCACUUCAGCGUUGACAACGAAGAGAGCGCCAUCACAUGGCGCCGCUACUUUGAGAGCGCGCUGUUCCGGUACUCGCGCCAGCGUUUCCGUGAUUCACACCGCGACUCGCUGCAGGGCGUCAUGGGUCCGCUGGAUGUGCCAACUCCCGACGGCUGGAGCAUGAUCCGCUGCUGCGUGCCACUCGACCUGGCGACCGUCCGCGGCGUGAGCAAAUACCACUCGUUCGCGACCCUCGUCAGACUCAGCGUGCGCCUCGAUGACAACACGCACGUUACGCUGCUUCCCAUCGAGGACCCGGUUGGCAACGGUGUCGGAUUUGGCAAGUCCAACGACACGCCAGGCGAUUUCGAGGUUCCUCGCCGCGCAGUGACGGAGGAGAGAAUAUCGCGCCGCUCCCGCUUUCUUCCCUCCCUGUCGCGGUCGAGAGACUCGUCGCGCGAGAGGGGCACCCCGGAGAAGCGCAACUCGGGCCAGUUCUCGUCUCCCCUCCGCGCCGAGACCGUCUCAACCUCCACCACUGCUUCAGACGAGCCGUUCGGCCCUGGCGUCACGCGUGCCAGUACGUACCUAAGCGCGACGCCGCCGUCGCGCCUCGACUCUGCACCCUUGCAUGUCGAGGAAGAGACCAACAUGUUUGACUUUGUCCUUGGCGUGCUCAACGAGCAAGCGUGGUUUGUGCAGGUCGUCGAGCCGGCCAUCGAGGCUGCCCACCUGCGACGAUACAAGCCUGGCGUGACGCCGGCCAAGUUCACCAUCGACGUUGGCGGGUAUGACUGCCUGGCCAAGGACGACGACAUUGAGGCGCACCGUGACCGGCGCAACUCUGGAGGUUCGUCCGAGGGUAGCAGCAUGCCAGACGAGGACGAGGAGGCUGGACGUCCUUUCGCCCUCAUCGAAGCUCGCAAGCAAGAGAAGGCUCUCAUGGCCGCAAGAGUCUUUGGCCUCAGGGAGGACGAGGGUAUCUGGCUCAAACGCUGCUACAUCGGCAAGAUCAAGCCCGUUCGCGGUCACAUCAUCCUUUCCCCACGGUACGUUUGUUUCUGGCGGCGUGCCAACCUCGGCGCGGACAUCAAGUACCGCUUCGCUGUGCGGGAUGUCAAGGGUGCCGACGCCGUCCCGUCGGCUCGUAUCCGCAUGUACGCGCUCGAGCUACACAUCCAAGGAGCAGGUGACUUGCAUUUCGAGUUUUGGAAGAAGGAGUCUCGCGAUCUUGUCGUCGAGCGCAUCAACGAGCUCGUGCGUCAGCCGACCCCGCCUGGAAAUGGUGCCGAUACACCCAAGUCUGCCGACCUCCCCCCCGAAAACGCGUCUGCCUCGUCCGCAUCUGAGCCAUCAUCGGGGUUCCCGGUCACUGAGGGGCUGCAGAACCCUAUCCAGAUGUGGCAGCAGGUACGGGGGAUGCAGCUCGAGGACAAGGACUUUGACGUCAACCCAGAGCUCGUCGCCGAUGGCAAGGUCGGUACACUCACGAACGCAGCGCGGGUACUCGCCCCACCACCCGACAUCCUGCUGUACCCAAAGGCGGUGAGCGACGAGGAGCUGAGCUACAUGCCGUUCGUCGCCAACCGGCCCUGGCACGACCGCACGGGAUGGAACAUUCGCCUGACGCCGCGGCGGUUCACGAUGCUCACCAUCGGAAGCCGUGGCGAUGUACAGCCGUACAUUGCCCUCGCUCUGCGUCUGAUGGAGGACGGACACAAGUGUGUGAUUGUCACGCACGACGAGUUCAAGACCUGGAUCGAGAGCUACGGUAUCGAACACAGGCAGGCUGGUGGCGACCCUACGGCGCUCAUGAAGCUGAGCACGGACUACGCCAUGUUCUCACCGGGCUUCUUCAAGGAGGCUCUAGGCGGCUUCCGAAGCUGGCUCGAUGCGCUCCUCGUUGACAGCUGGGAGGCGUGUCAGGACGCCGAUGUACUCAUCGAGAGUCCGUCCGCCAUGGCCGGCGUGCACAUUGCCGAGGGGCUGGCCAAGAAGCACGGCAAGCCCGUGCCCUACUUCCGUGCAUUCACCAUGCCGUGGACGCGCACGAGCGCGUACCCGCAUGCGUUCAUGGUGCCGCAGAUUGAAAUGGGCCCGAGCUUCAACUACAGCACUUACGUGCUGUUCGACAAUAUCAUGUGGCGCGCGAGUUCGGGUCAGAUCAACCGCUGGCGCAAGAAGUACCUCAACCUCAAGAGUACCGACCAGGAGCACAUGAGUAUCAACAAGGUGCCGUUCUUGUACAACUUUUCGCCGGCCGUCGUGCCCAAGCCUCUGGACUGGGACGACGCUAUCUCGAUCACGGGAUACUGGAACCUCGAGAACAGCGACAUGGACUGGUCGCCUCCGGCGUCACUCGACGCGUUCAUGGCGCAGGCACGGGCUGACGGUAAACCGCUUGUCUAUAUCGGGUUCGGGAGUAUCAUCGUUCCCGACCCGGCAGCGGUGACGAAGAGUAUCGUCAAGGGCGUGGAGAAGGCUGGUGUCCGCGCGAUCAUCGCGAAAGGAUGGAGUGCGCGCGACGCGAAAGCCGACGUCGACGACGAGCCCCUUCCCCCUUCAUGCUACAGCGUCGACAAGGUCCCGCACGGCUGGCUCUUCCCGAAGAUCGACGCGGCGAUGCACCAUGGCGGCGCGGGCACCACGGGUGCAAGUCUACGCGCAGGCAUCCCCACCCUCAUUAAGCCGUGGUUUGGCGACCAGCACUUCUGGGCUCGACGGGUGACCAACCUCGGGGUUGGGGCCAAGGUAUCGUCUCUGCGCAGCGACGAUAUCGCCGACGCCUUCACCAAGACGAGUAACCGGAUCAUGAUUGAGAAGGCUGCGCGGAUCGGAGAGCGGAUCCGGGGGGAGAGCGGCGUGGAUGCUGCCGUACAGGCUAUCCACUAUAAUAUUAUUCGGGCGGCGCGGGAUAGGCGGAGACUCCGAAAGCAGGAUAACGCGCAUGCUGGUACCCGGACGCCUGUCGUCCCUCCCAAGCGCGGGAUGUCUAUGCCGGUGGGAGGAGCGCCUGGGUAG